AUGGUGGUCGGGCUGUUACUCCACACCUUUGCGCCGCUUAUCAUUUUGCUACGCAGAAAUGAAGAGCUCUUCGGGUCUCGAGUAGCACUGCCCACCUCGUAUAGGUCAGGUUCUCGGCAUCAAAUGACCUCAUCAGGCCAGAUACCGCGAAUCCUGCACCAAACCGCCGCGACCGAGACGAUUCCAAACAAGUGGAUGGAGUCGCAGAAGAGUUGCAAAGAGGCCUAUUCAGACUUUGAAUACAAGCUAUGGACCGAUGAGUCAGCUCGAAACUUCAUCUCUAUCGAAUAUCCCUGGUUCGUGGAUACCUGGGAUGCCUACGCCUUUCCAAUUCAGCGUGCAGAUGCUCUACGCUAUUUCGUUUUGUAUCAUUAUGGUGGUGUCUACCUCGACAUGGACACCUGGUGCAAUCAGAGUUUCCCCCUUUACGAAAUUGAACGCAACACAUCGACACACUACGCCUUGUUUAAAUCAACAGUGCCGACCGGUGUGACCAACGACUUCAUGAUAACUUCCGCCCGGCAUCCACUUUAUGCCAAGGCAAUUGCCAAACUACCCAUCUAUCAUGCGAUAACUCGCCUCUGGGCUCGAUGGCAACCCUACAGUGCCAUCAUGAUAUCUGCUGGGCCCAUGUUCCUCACUCUGGUGAUAAAGGAAUACUUGCUUGAGCAGCCUUCGCUACCUUCGGCGCUAGUAGGGGUCAUCAAUGCAACGGAGUUAGCGCCGUACAUCACGGAUAUGGAGAGCGGCAGUUGGCAUCGAACAGACGCACAGGUGCUCAUGUGGAUUGGAAAAAGGAGAUGGACUUGGUUCCUCAUGGGAGCGACUGGGUUAGCUGCUGGAUUGUCCCUGUUUCACCGUCUACUGACGAUUGUGUUUGAUCGCGUGCUUCGCAAGGUUGAUUUUGAUUCCAGCAACCCGAAGGUGGCCAAGGAAUCAUGA
Messenger RNA from Penicillium arizonense, 942 nucleotides. Its product is annotated as glycosyltransferase family 32 protein. The coding region runs from base 1 to 942 and encodes 313 amino acids. The record is from RefSeq and is a predicted model, not a curated record. The transcript is spliced from 2 exons. Gene Ontology annotation, molecular function: mannosyltransferase activity. Gene Ontology annotation, biological process: mannosyl-inositol phosphorylceramide biosynthetic process. Lineage: Eukaryota; Fungi; Ascomycota; Eurotiomycetes; Eurotiales; Aspergillaceae.